CGAUGAGCUUUGCGACCUCGUAGGCCUCCUCGUAGCUACCGCAUUGAUCGUCGCUGGCUACGCAGCGCUUGUCAGCAGACGCGCACUUAUCCCGCGUUGGCUGGGAGCGCAAAAGUUUGCACCGCCAGAGACGCCGUCGAGCAGCAGCAGCACCAAGAUGAGCGACCGCCUCACAACAAGCCAGCGCAAGGCCAAGGAGUGCGCGACGAAGGCCGAGGACCUCUGCGCCGUCGGCGACACGGACGAGGCCACGCGCCUCUACGAGCGCGCGUGCAAGCUCGACCCGGACAACGCCCGCUACAAGAUGGGCCUCGACAGCAUGAAGCACCAGAAGGAGUCCAUGGGCUACUUCAUGGAGCAGCUCGCCAAGCACAAGGCCAAUAGGAAGUACGAGAAGGCGUCGCCCGACGCGUCCCAAGCCGACGUGGCGGACGCCGCCGAGCAGCUCUGUCGCGCGGCGGAACGGGGCGAGCUGCCGUCGAUCAAGGGGUUGAUCGAUAGCGGUCAAAGCGUGAACACGUGGAACGAACUGCGGCAGGGGGAUUCAGCGUUGCAUUACGCGAAGGAUGCCAAAACGGCCCUUUGUUUGUUGGACGCGGGCGCUCAUAUUGAGGGAGGACGGUACUCGUGGACGCCGCUGAUGGCUGCUGUUAGGUUUGGAAGGCGGGACGUCGUUCGAGUUUUGUUGGAUCGAGGCGCGGACGCUUGUCGGACUAUACCUAGAAAGGAGCCGGGUGCCGGUAGGAACGUGUUGUUUUGCGCGACGAGCGGCUGCCACUUGUCGCCUUCUGAACGAGCUGAAAUUGUUUCAGUAUUGUUAAAAGCGGGUGCCGAUCCCACAGCCUGUGAGACGGAGACGCACUGGACGCCGCUCCACGACGCGUGCUUGUCCGGCGACGCGGAGGUGGCCCGCUUGCUAUUGGAUGCCGGUGCCAACGUCAACGCCGCGUCGACUCGAUCGUGUGCGUUUCCGAUGAGUCGCGGCUGGGCGACGCCUUGGGACGUCGCGCGCGGCGUGGGCUUCGAGGAGCUGGUCGAAGAGCUCGGUGUGCGCGGGGGAACGGCGUUCGAGCACUUGCACGCGUACGCGGGGCCCCAGGGUAGGGUGUAAUCUGUGUUGUUGUAA
This is a messenger RNA of Pelagomonas calceolata, 1126 nucleotides long. Lineage: Eukaryota; Pelagophyceae; Pelagomonadales; Pelagomonadaceae. The record is from the annotation of a GenBank genome assembly.